Molecule: messenger RNA, 1375 nt
Organism: Carassius auratus (goldfish)
Lineage: Eukaryota; Metazoa; Chordata; Actinopteri; Cypriniformes; Cyprinidae
Exons: 2
Coding region: 320-985 (221 amino acids)
Source: RefSeq, a predicted model, not a curated record
UGCCACUGGGGACUCAUUCAGGACCAUAGCAUCCAGCAACAGGGUUGGUGUCUCCACGGUGUGCCAGAUCAUCACCCCCGUAGUGACUGCCAUCUGGUACUGCCUUGUGGAGGACUACAUGGCUGUUCCCACUGGAGGUCCAUCGCAGAGGGAUUCCAGGAGCGGUGGAACUUCUCUCUGUGCUGUGGAGGGGUGGAUGGGAAGCAUGUGGUGAUGAAGGCACCCCCCAACUCACGUUCCCAUUUCCACAAUUACAAGGGAACCUUCUCCAUCGUUCUCCUUGCAGUUGUGGAUGCGAAGUAUCACUUCCGGGUGAUCAAUGUUGGGGGAUAUGGCAGGACCAGUGACGGUGGGAUUCUGGCGAACUCCGCCUUUGGACAGGGUCCCCUGGCUGGCACACUUCAUCUGCCUCCUGACCAGCCUCUACUUGGUGCUGAAGAAAGAAGACCCCAGCCCGCUGUCUUCGUGGCUGAUGAGGCGUUCCCGCUGCGAAGGGAACCUCAGGCAGCCCUUCCCUGGACGCACCCUUCCUCUAGAGAGGCGUGUCUUCAAUUACCGUCUAUCCAGAGCCCGGCUGGUGGUGGAGAAUGCUUUUGUCAUCCUCACCUCACAGUGGACGAUGUACCGGCGGCUCAUCGAGGUCCACCCUGAAAUUGUGGAGAAGUGUGUGAAGGUGACAUGUGUUCUCCACAACCUAAUGAGGUGUUCGGAGGGGAGAGAGGCACCUGCUGUGAGGGGCACGGGACAAGUUGGAGAGGAACCGCUGCCAGGUCUGGGUUGGGUUGCAGCAAAACUACUCCUACAGAGAGGCAGUCCGGGUCAGGGAUGCACUGUGUCUGGUCUAUCUGUCUGCUCUACUCCUGCUGGCUCAGUUCCAGGCUGUCAGGUCCACCACAACAAUACACAUUUAAUAAUUUUAGACCCUGACUCAUUAACUUUUCCAAAUGGUAGGUAUUCCACAUCAGUAUAUAAGGUAAAAUGCUAAAAACAUUCAUAGUUAACAUAGUUGAACAAGGUCAUUCCUCAUUUGAUGUAUACUUAUUAUAUGGGUCUGUGUCAUUUCUUUGUUCAGGUUAUUACUGUAAAAUAAUCAGUCAUUUAUUUUUGUUUUGAUGAUAAAUGGAGCCAGCCUCCAAAAGUAAUUAAUCUGUCCUGUGAUUUCUUUGUUUUCUUCACACAACACUGUACAGACACACUAAAGAUAUUGGUUGACUUUACAUUAUAAUACGUUUCAUAUAAUCAAGAUUUACAUAUGGAAUAAAUAGCAUUCAUUACAAAACGAAUAUGUGUCAUAUAUUGAAAUUAAGUUUUUAUGUGAUAAAACACUUGCUUUGUUGUGAAUUAGAAACACACCAGGCAUUUAGUCAUAUUUAAA